AUGUCCGCCUCAGACACAUCUUCGGUCUUCGAUGGCAGCUCUAGCGCACACAAACCCUUCCAGGGGCAUGAGAAAAGAGUACUCUCAGUUGCUUACUCGCCUGAUGGCAACUGGAUUGCUUCUGGGUCUCAAGAUGAGACGAUCCGAAUCUGGGACUCGAAUACCGGCCUGCCAGUCGGUAAACCUUUGAAAGGUCAUAAAGGCGACGUCAACUCCAUCGCCUUUUCUCCCGAUGGAAGGUCUAUUGUCAGCGGAUCUGACGACAAGACCCUUCGUGUCUGGGACGCCCUGACGCAGGAAGGACACACUGGCAAAGUCAAUAGUGUCAAGUUUACCCCUGAUGGUGCUUGCAUUGUCAGCGCCAGUAAGGACAAGACUAUUCGCGUAUGGGAUACUCGGACUGGGAAAGCCUCGAAGCCUUUCAAUGGACACACCGCCUCAGUAUACUCAGUCGCUUAUUCACCAGAAGGGAACCGGAUCGCUUCUGGCUCCGCAGAUAAGACCAUCAGAUUCUGGGACUCGGAUACCGGUAUGCAGGUCGGAAAGCCCCUGGAAGGUCGUGAAGACGCGGUCAGAACCGUAGCAUUCUCUCCUGAUGGAAAGUACGUAGCUAGCGGGUCAUACGACAAGACGCUCCGCAUCUGGAACGCGCUGGAACAGAGGGCGGUUUUGGGUCCCCUCGAAGGACACACAGACUGGGUACUCAAGGUAGAGUAUUCCCCAGAUGGACACCUUCUUGCUAGCGGAUCUCGUGAUGGACACGUCCGGUUGUGGAAAGCGAACUCGGGAGAGCACAUCGGAACUCUCGAGCACCCCAGUGCGGUGCGAUACAUCUCCUUUUCCCCCUGCAGCAAACGUGUCGCGACUACCUGCAACGAUAAGCUGGUGCGAAUAUGGGAAGUCGCUUCGCGAGAACUCAUCCUGCCGCCCCUUGCUGAUCACAAAUCAUCUGUGCAGGUGGUAGUUCAUUCCCCUGACGGGACCUUGUUGGCGAGUGGCAGUCGAGACUGGACCAUACGAUUGUGGGACUCCCAGACCGGUAGACCCCUCAUGGCGCCUUUGAAGGGACAUAGGCUUGCCAUUUCCGAUCUGUGCUUCUCCUCGGAUAGUCAGAUGCUCAUCAGCGGGUCAGAAGACCGAAUGAUACGCUGGUGGAAUCCUCUAACGGGAGAAUGCGUAUGGAGCCCAAUAUACUGUGGCGCACGAGUGCGCGCCAUUUCGUGCUCUACGAGGCAGCAUGUGGCCGUUGCGAGUGGGUGGAGCGAUCCCCAAGUGUCUGUGCGAGACGUUACGACAGGAAUUCUCGUCCUCUCUAAGGAAACUGACAAACACCCUUCGAAAGGCGAACUAAUGUUUACGCCAGGCUUCACCCGAGCGCUAGCAUGGUCUCGCGGAACUCAGCUCGCGAGCGUAGGCUACGGUCAUACGGUCAAAGUCUGGAACUCGAAGACGGGGGUGGACACUCUCGAUGGCUUGUUUCAUCACACAGGAUUUAUUACAUCGAUCGACAUUUCUCCAAACGGCUUGCUACUUGUCAGCGGCUCUGAAGAUCGGACAAUAUGUCUGUGGAACAUGGCCAGUAAAGAACCCGUGAUGGAUCCUAUCGAAGGACAUACCGGCACCGUCAAGGACGUCAAGUUUACCCUCGAUGGAACCCGCAUCGUUAGCGCAAGCUACGACAAGACGAU
This is a messenger RNA of Coniophora puteana RWD-64-598 SS2, 1688 nucleotides long. RefSeq names its product WD40 repeat-like protein. Lineage: Eukaryota; Fungi; Basidiomycota; Agaricomycetes; Boletales; Coniophoraceae. The transcript has 5 exons. The annotation marks the transcript as partial. The record is from RefSeq and is a predicted model, not a curated record. Gene Ontology annotation, molecular function: protein binding.